AUGGCCCUGUUCAGCAACGAUAUGUGUUUACUCUCUGGUGUCGCCGGAAAAUUUGGUCGUUCGAGGGGCAUCAACUGUCUUGAGAGCGUCUUCCCGUUGACAAAAAGCCAGGAGGGCAUGUGGAUCGCCUACUUGGCAGAUUCAUCAAGCACAAAGUACAAUCUUACGCUGGAGUGGAAUUUGAAAGAUUCGCCUCCUGGCGAAGCUGACAUAACUAAUGUACUUGGAGUCAUUGAUGUGUUGACGAGAGCCCAUACUUGCCUGCGCUCCACGAUCGACACAAUAGAAGGAAAGGCACAUGUUUACGUGCAUGGCGAGAACGAUGCACACCCUCAAGUACUUGUUGUGUACCGAAAAGGGUCUGCAGUUUCCGAAACAUCACUUCGAAGCAUACUUCGACACUCAUUUGACCUAAGGAAUGAGUUUUCUGCUCUAUGGGUCAUAUUACAAGACUCCGUGAAUUUUCGAGUCUACUUGGUCGCUCACCACAUCAUCCUUGAUGGCCAGUCUAUGUCGCUUCUCUCGAAACAAUUCUACGCGUUACUGCAAAACGAGAAAGCUGAUUUCGAUACCGGAGCCAAAUUCAGCUCAAUGCACAUGAUGGAGAAAGCUUGGUUCGGAUCCGAAGCUUGUGAGAAAAGCCGCCAAACUCUCCUGUCCCAAGUUUCCAACAAGCACAAUUUUUCUUGGCCGAAAGAGCUGUCGCUGCCACAGAGUUCCGAACGCCAGGACUACCGCAAAAUCGACUCGUGGCUUACCAUUUCCAAAUCUGAACUUGCACAAUGGAGCAACUGCUACAGCACUUCGUGGUUCAGAGUUGCCGUGUCGUUGAUUGGCCUGCUUGUGGCAGACAUAACGCACCCGCCGUUUGGACACGACGAAGUGGUUUCUGUUGCCUUUGGUAGUCGGCCAAAGGAAAUGGACUCUUGCAUUGGCCAAUUCGCCAAUGCACUUCCGGUAAAGAUUCCACUUUGGGAGUGCCUUGGGGCUGACGCCUCCCAGACUGCUUUCAAAAGUUUAGUUUCCGUUGUGGGAAAGAACAUCAGUGCAGUGAAGAAGGCCGAGCUAUUCCCUGCUACCGAGUUAGCGCGGACCUGUAGGAAUCUGAACAUGGAUUAUGAACCGCCAAAAGUCACCGUCACGUACUCGCCUAAACUUGCUGAACCGAGCUGUCUCCUCUUCCCGGUGGAGGGGCCAUGGGACUUGUUCUUCUGUUUCCUAGAGUACGAGGAUCAUGUUAAACUUGGGGUGAUUUACAACCCACUGGUCUUCUCUGUCAGGGCCAUGGCAGAGAUGAAAGCAAAGAUGGUCAACUUGAUCCAGUUAAGCAAGUCACAAAACACGGCCCUGAAGGAAAUGAUCCCGUGGCUACCCAGUUACCCGCGCCUGCCCUUGCAGCCUUCAAUGGCGGACAAAGGCCGACCGCUGAAGCACAUACAUCAAUGGUUUGAGGCCCAUGCGAAAUCGAGACCAGACUCGAUCGCCUUGUCCUCAGACGAACUAGGACUUCAGAUGACAUACGGUGAAUUGCAGCAAUCGGCCGAGGAGAAAGCGAUGAGUUUGAUUCGCGAGGGAGUCGGGAAGGAAUGCAAAGUCAUCCUGAGCUUGCAACGCGGGUUUGCCGUUAUUGAGUGGAUACUCGCCGUUUUGAAGGCCGGAGCCGCUUUUGUAUACGUCGAUCCCAACCUUGAAGCGCAGAAAUCGGCCGUUGUUGCGAGCUGCAAGCCCACUCUCAUCGUCGACGACGAAACGGCUGACCACCUCAUCGCGGAAAAUGCAAAUCACAUACGGGUAGAGAACGAGUCGGGAAUGGAGACUGGUGAGAUGGACGCGACUCUGAAACUUCCCAAGGAUGACACCUCGGAUGAUGACCUGGCGUAUAUCAUAUAUACUUCUGGCUCAACCGGCAAACCUAAAGGCGCCAUGCUGGAGCAUGGCAAUGUGGCUGCUUACGUCAAGGCAGCUACUACUACAUAUGAAUGCGGCUACGGGGCACGAGUUCUCCAGCUGGCAUCUUUUUUGUUCGAUGCGUCGAUUUUGGAAUGGACCACUGCUCUUUGCACUGGAGCAACUUUAUGUUUCGCAGAGCACCCGGCACAUCUUGUUGGAGAGUAUCUCGCCGAUGUUAUCGAGCGCAACAACGUGUCGUUCUUGGAGAUUACUCCAACCGCAUUAUCAACUCUUCCCCUCAAUCGAGAACUCCCGUCGCUGAGGCAAAUAUCGGUGGGAGGAGAGUUACCCUCCCGCGAAGUUUUUGUUCAGUGGCACUCAAGAGUCAAUCUGGUCAACACAUACGGCCCUACAGAAACCGCCGUUGCCGUGGUGCUCGGCAAGAUUGACAAAACAGACCAUAUUUCAGAUACCCUGUAUACCGGCUUCCCUAUUGGCAACAAUGAGAUCUACGUUUGUUCAGAGGACUUUAAAUCUAUACUGGGGCCAAACUCGGUGGGAGAGAUCUGCAUAGCCGGACCGCAGGUCUCCCGGGGAUACUGCGACCUUCCCGAGGUCACGGCUAAACAGUUCGCUGUGCAUGCCAGUGGCGUUCGCAUGUAUCGGACUGGUGACCGCGGGCUCAAGGACAGCAAUGGCCAAGUAUUGGUUCUUGGCCGAAUUGAUCGGGAAAUGAAAGUGCGCGGGUUCCGCAUCGCCCCGGAAGAGGUCGAACAAGCGGUUCUUGAUUCGGAUUUGGGUGUGCUAGAGGUUUCAGUUCAAUCGUCCGAAGAUGGUCUGGAGCUCAUGGCAUUUGUGGCGCCACGCAACGUCGACGUUGCGGCGCUUCAAGCGAAGUUGAAGGAAUCGCUGCCAAACUACAAGGUACCGUCCAGGUUUGUCGUGGCGCAAAGCUUGCCAAAGAAUGUCAGUGGCAAAACGGAUCACAAAGCCGUGAAAGCAAGGCGCAAGGAACUGGCCAGGGAUAGCAAGCCGGAAACAACCAUGGCAAAAGGUGUCACGAUGCAACGGAAGAAUUUGGAAAACCUGCGUAAGCCGCGCAUGGAGAAUGCCGAGAACAUGGUUGGCCAAGUAUGGAAAGACAUCUUGCACCUCGAGAAACCUCCCGUCCCUACAGUCAACUUCUUUGACAUUGGCGGUCAUAGUCUGCUGGUACCCAAGCUUCACGAAAAGUUGAAAGCUACAUUCCCAUCCACGCACAUUCGACUAUUAGACCUGUUUCAUCAGUCAACAAUCCGGCAACAAGCUCAACUGGUUGGAGACGGAGCCCUGGGGAAGAGUGAGCCAGGCCUGCCGCCCUCUCCCAUGAGCUCAGGCAAAUUCACACCGCCAUCGGAGGAGAUGCCGCUCCUUGAGAAUGACAUUGCCAUUGUCGGCAUGGCUGGCCGAUUUCCCGGGGCAGCUUCCGUUGAUGAGUUCUUUGAGAAGCUCAUGAAUGGUUACUCGGGAAUCAGUCCCAGCAAUGUCCAGAAGGAGACAUUGGAAGGCAACAUUUGGGUCAACAGAGCGGGUGCCUUGCAAGACAUUGAGGACUUUGAUCAUGAGUUUUGGAACCUGUCCGAGGAAGACGCGACAGACAUGGAUCCGCAACAACGUUUGUUCUUGGAAGUGGCCUACGAGGCUCUUGCGGACGCCGGCAUCAUCCCUGGCAACAUAGACAGUGGCCGAACGGGAGUAUUUAUCGGAUCCGCAAACCAGAACUACCAUCUGUAUACAGAAGGUGUGGUGGCCGAUUCCUUCCUGCGAGAGAACAGAGGUUUUGUUGCGCCGUCAAUUUCGGCACGGACCGCGUAUCACCUGGAUCUUCGCGGCCCGAAUGUAACAGUGCAAACGAAUUGUGCUUCGAGUACAGUGGCACUGUCGCUGGCCUUUGAUGCCAUUCGCUCGGGUCGUUGCGAUACGGCUCUUGUCGGUGGUGUCUCAGUUCAGCUCUAUGAUGGCGGAUAUGUGACCAAGCAUGGACAGAUCUUCUCUCCACGAGGAGAGUGUAACCCAUUUGACAGCCGGGCGGAUGGCACGGUUCCAGGAGACGCCGUGGUAGCCGUAGUUCUGAAGAAAGCAGCUAACCAUGAUACACAGCCUUGGAGUGCCUACGCAAACUUGUUGGGAACUGGCAUUGGAGCAGAUGGUGCCUGCGAAAAGGCUGGCUACCAAGUUCCAUCACCUCGCGGCCAGGCAGAGGUGAUCAAGACGGCUUGGGCUGUUGCCGGAAUCACACCAGCGAGACUAAAAUACGCCGAAAUACAUGGCAGUGGAACUCCUGUAGGAGACGCUCUCGAAUUAGAGGGCUUGAGCUUGGCAGUUCAGGAAGCCGGAGGCGCUCAGGCGCCAUUUGUCGUCGGCUCGACCAAAGGCAACAUUGGCAAUACCCAGCAUGCAUCCGGCUUGGUCUCUCUCGUCAAACUCUGCAAGUCCAUCCAAGCUGGGACUGUGCCUCCCAUGAAGGGGCUGUCAGAACCGAAUCCCAUGAUCGACCGCAACUUGCCAUUGAGAUUCGCUACAGAGCCCACAGUAUUGGAGCAUGGCGAUAUUCUAGCCGUUUCUGCUGCCGGUUGGGGCGGCAUCAAUAGUCACUUGCUCUUGGCAUUCCCUGACCCAAGUCAUCGCAAAGAAAAGACAAAUCACGUUGCUUCCAUGACUUGGCGGCGCAAAACCUUGGCAGCCCCAAGAUUGUCGCAACCUCGUUCAGCGGGUCGCAGCGACCGUGAGGAGAUGAUGAUUGAAUCAUUUAUCCGUCAUGCUUCUAACAUUCUGGGAUGUAGCGUUGAGUCCCAUACCCGCCUCAAAGAGCAUGGUCUCGACAGUAUAAAGUACAUCGCCUUGUCGACAGCUGUGGCGAAUGAUCUUCAGACAGCACCAGUAAGGUAA
Messenger RNA from Metarhizium acridum CQMa 102, 4818 nucleotides. RefSeq names its product putative Hybrid PKS-NRPS biosynthetic cluster. Gene Ontology annotation, molecular function: acyltransferase activity; phosphopantetheine binding. Gene Ontology annotation, biological process: amino acid activation for nonribosomal peptide biosynthetic process; secondary metabolite biosynthetic process. Lineage: Eukaryota; Fungi; Ascomycota; Sordariomycetes; Hypocreales; Clavicipitaceae. Gene Ontology annotation, cellular component: cytoplasm. The record is from RefSeq and is a predicted model, not a curated record.